Rangifer tarandus platyrhynchus (Svalbard reindeer) is the source of this 5778-nucleotide messenger RNA. The record is from the annotation of a GenBank genome assembly. NCBI's taxonomy places the organism in Eukaryota, Metazoa, Chordata, Mammalia, Artiodactyla, Cervidae.
AUGGAAGACACCCAGGUUUUAAACUGGGAAGUUGAAGAAGAGGAGGAGGUUGAAGAGAGCCCCACUGAAUCUGUGGGGUAUAGCUUGGAGCCCCUAGGGCAGCUGCAUAUCUUCAGUAGUUCUUAUGGACCGGCAAAAGACUUCCCACUCUACCUCGGGAAGAACAUGAUAGGCCGAAUGCCUGAUUGCUCUGUGGCCCUGCCCUUUUCAUCCAUCUCCAAACAACAUGCAGUGAUUGAAAUCUCUGCCUGGGACAAGGCGCCUGUUCUCCGGGAUUGUGGGAGCCUCAAUGGCACUCAAAUCCUGCGGCCUCCUAAGGUCCUGGGCCCUGGGGUGAGUCAUCGUUUGCGGGACCGGGAGUUGAUUCUCUUUGCUGACUUGCCCUGCCAGUACCAUCGCUUGGAUGUCCCCCGGCCUUUUGUCUCCCGGGGCCCUCUAACUGUAGAGGAGACACCCAGGGUACAGGGGGGAACUCAGACCUCCAGGCUUCUGUUGGCUGAGGACUCAGAGGAAGAGGCAGAUUCCCUUUUGCACAAGUGUGUGGUGAAAGGACCAAGGACCUCUUUGGCAACAGUCGUUCCAGAGAGUGAUGAAGAAGGGCCUUCCCCUGCCCCAGAUGGGCCCGGGCCACCUGCCUUCGACUUGAACAGCGACACAGAUGAGGAAGAAAGUCAGGAAUCAGGAGCAGGAGAGGCCUCUUCAGCUGCCAGAAGAGGUACCGCUGCAGAGACAGAACAGCCUGAACCUGUCACAGCCGAAGUCCAGAUUGAGAAGGAUCAGUGUUCCGUGAAGGAGAGGAACAGGGACACAGAAAUCAAGAGGGAUGUGAGGACUGGGGUCGUUCCGAUUGGAGUGAUUCUGGAGAGGAGCCAGCCUUCUGGGGAGGGCAGUGACACAGAUGUAAGUGAUGAGAGUGGGCCUCCAAGAAGGCUUGCUGGGGUCCGUCCGAAAAGGGCCUGGUCUUGUAACUUCAUAGACAGUGAUACCGAUGGGGAGGACGAGGGAAUCCCUGCUACCCCAGCAGUGGUUCCCAUGAAGGAGAGGCAGACCUUCCACGAAGCUGGUACACAGAGCCCCCAGGCACCUGGUGUGGCACAUCGGCAGGAGAGCCCAGCUGAUGGUGAUACAGAUAUAGAGGAGGGGGAGGCCCCCCCGGACAGAAUCCAAGCCUCCAUGGUGAUUGACAGCAAUACAGACUGUGAGGAGGAAGUCUCGGCAGCUCUGACACUGGCACGUCUAAGAGAGAGCCAGGCUGGUAAGUGGAACCAAGAUCCAGAUGCAGAAGAGGAUAGGGCUCAACCAGUGGCCCUUCUGGAGCGAAGCCAGGCCUGUGCUGGGGGAGACAGUGACACAGAUGUGGAGGAAGAGGGGCUCCCAGUGGAAAGGAGGGGAAUGGUUCCCAAGGGUCACAUGGACAGGGAAUAUUCAAAAAAGAGCCAGCAUCCUCCCAGGGACAGUGAUACAGAGGGGAAGGAAGAUGAGAGCUCACCGGGGGUCUAUCUGGAGAAAAGCCAGGCCUCUGCACAAGUGGAGGAUGAGGUCUCACUGAGGCCAGCUGUUGCACUUCCGGAGAAGCGUCAGGUACGAAGCAUAGUGUGGACACAUCACACCGAUGCGGAGGCAGAUGGGGGCCCGGCACAGCUGCCUGUGCUGCAAAGUCUAGAGGAAGCCCAGCCUCCUCUAGCUGGGGACUGUGAACCAGAUGCGGAGAACACAUCCUCAGCAGUGGCUGGUGUCAGAAAGAGCCAGCUUCUGGUGGAAAAAGAUGCUGGGACCACAUGGGCCGCAGCCGUUCCUGAACAGGACAGAGCACUUGCCACCGGGACCCAGGGUGGGUCAUCCACAGCACCAGGGGAGCAGGACCUUCUCCCGGUCUCAAGGGAAAACCUGGCAGAUCUGGUGGUGGACACAGGCACUCCAGGGGAGCCCCAACCGCAGAGAGAGGGGGCCCAGCCCACCACAGGAAGGGAGAGAGAAGCACAUGGGAAUAGGGCCACAGACUCUGGAGAGAACCUCCAUGAUUCUGAAGAUCUGGACCUACCAGCUACCCAGUGCUUUGUAGACAGAGAGAAUCAGAGCCUGGAAGCAGUCCCCAGCAUGGAGGAUGAGCCCACCCAGGCCUUCCUAUUUCCUCUGCCCCAAGAGCCUGGCCCUUCCUGUUGCAGCUUCCAGGCCACAGGUUCCCUGGAUGAGGCAUGGGAGGUCUUGGCGACACAGCCAUUCUGUCCGAAAGCGUCUGAGGCCUCUGAGACCCAAACCGCUGUCACCCUCCUUGACACCCCUGCAUCUUGCCCCCAUCCAUCUAGGACAGCACAGCAAGAGCAACAUCCAGAGAGCCCAGUCCAUGCAGAGCCACUGGGGAUGGAAGGCAGAGGGAUGCAGACUCUGGAGAAAGACAUGGGUACCCCAAGAGAAACAGCAGAGAGGGUGAUCCCUGAGGGAGGGCCACUGCAGAAGGAAACCAAGAAACUGCCCUCGGAAAGAGAGAGGGAAGAUGCGACGGGAGAGGAAGAAUUAAUCGGGGCGAUACAGGACAGAGAACAAAAUCAGGUGUUAGCUAGAGAUACUCAGAGCCAAGAAUCUGACAAAAAAGUGAAAAGCGCAAGUACUGGAAGGGGAAUGGAGACUGUGAAGGUAGAGAUCGAGACUCCCAAGGAAACACAGGAGAGAGAGAGAGAAAAGCAGACCCUUGCAGGGGAAAUAUUUGAGAGUGAAGCAGGGAAACUGGUAGCAGAGAGAGAGAGUGAGGCAGGUGGGUUAGAAGUCAAGGGACCCCAAGAGCUACUGGAUAGAGGCCCACAGAUGGGAGAGACAGAGGUGGGGGGCCAGGACCAGAAAGGCCAAGCCUCUGCUCCACCACCAGAGCCUGGAGCAGGGGCAGGAGACCUUCAGGGACUUGCCUCAGACCUAGUAGCUUCUGGGAGCCAGGCAGGUGGAGGAAGGGGAGCCCCAGGGAGCCCCAGGAGGCAGCAGAGAGGUGACUUGAAUUGCGAGAUGCCACCUGCUGAGAAGGCUUCCAGGGGUGAUCAGGAAUCCCCAGAAGCUUGCCUGCCUCCUGCAGCACCUGAAGCCUCAGCCCCACUCCCAAACUCCCUCAUCUCUCAGAUCCAAAAACAUCCCACACCUCAGUCCCUCCUUUUUCCCUCUCCAGCUCCUUUAGAACUGCCCAUUCCCAGGACCAGACAAAAUGAGAGUCAGGAAGCUCCAGAGACUCCCUUCUCCUCCAAGCUGAACUCUGUCCACCCAGAACCCAAAGUCAGGCCCCAGGGGUCCUCUCCAGUUUCUUCUCUACCCCUUGAGCCUCACCCUACCACCCCCACAGGCCAGCCUAUUGCCCUUGAACCCACCUCUGGGGUCUCUCAGAGCAGGUCACAUAGUUCCUUUGAUGUACCUGCCUCAUCAGUUAUCCCCACAGCCCUUGCACUGCAGCCAUCCACCUCCACAGACCAGUCUGUCACCCCUAAGCCCACACUGCGGGCCCCUCGGGGCAGGGCACAUAGAUCUUCUGUCAAAACCCCUGAACCCAAUGUCCCCACAGACCAGCCUGUUGCCCCUGAGCUCACAGCUAAGGCCACUCGGGGCAGGGCACAGAGGUCUUCUGUCAAGACUCCCAAACCAGAUAACCCCACAACACCCCAGCCCCAGCCUUCCACUUCCACAGACCAGCCUGUCACCCCCAAACCCACAUCCCGGGCCCCUCGGGGCAGGACACCUAGGUCUUCUGCCAAGACUCCUGAACCAGUUGUCCCCACAGCCUCUGAACUCCAGCCUGCUGCCCCUAAAGACCAGCCUGUUGCUCCUGAGCUCACAUCUAGAGCCACUCGGGGCAGGACACAGAGGUCUUCUAUCAAGACUUCCAAACCAGAUACAUCCACAACCCCUGAGCCCCAGCCUUCCACUUCCACAGACCAGCCUGUCACCCCCAAACCCACAUCUCGGGCCCCUCGGGGCAGGACACCUAAGUGUUCUGCCAAGACUCCUGAACCAGUUGUUUCCACAGCCUCUGAGCUCCAGCCUUCUGCCCUCACAGACCAGCCUGUCACUCCUGAGCUCCCAUCUAGGGCUACUCGGGGCAGGACACAGAGGUCCUCUGUCAAAACCCCUGAUCCAGUUACCACCACAACACCUGAGCUCCAGCCUUCCACCUCCACAGACCAGCUUGUUACUCCCAAACCCACAUCUCGGGCCCCUCGAGGCAGGACACGUAAGUCGUCUGCCAAGACUCCCGAACCAGUUGUUCCCACAGCCUCUGAGCUCCAGCCUUCUGCCCCUGCAGACCAGCCUGUUGGUCCUUUGGCCACUCAGUGUAGAAGACAUAGGUCUUCCGUCAAGACCCCGGAACCAGUUGUCCCCACAGUCCCUGAGCCUCAUUCUUCCACUUCUAAAGAUCAGUCUGUCGCUCCUGAACCCACACCUCAGGCCACUCAGAGCCAAACACAUAGGUCCUCUGUCAAGACAUCCCAGCCAACUGAACCCACAGCCCCUGACCUCAAACCUUCCUCCCCCACAGACGAGCCUGUCACUCCCAAGGUCAUAGCUCAGGGUGGUCCAAGCAGGGCACGAAGGUCUUCUACAGCAAGUGCUGUGCUGGUUCCUACUACCCCCGAAUUCCAGUCUCCAGUCCCCUCAGAACAGCCUCUUCCCCCUGACCCCAUCCCUGAAGUCAACUGCAGCAGGAGGCCAAGGGCCACUAGGAAACAAGGGUCUCCCACAGCUCAUGUUCAUGAGCCCUGCACCAUACCCCCUGAACCUAACUCCCGCUCCUCAAAGAACCAAAGACGAGGGGCAGUGAAAGCAGCCAAGCCCCUUAGCACCAUUCCUGAGCCUACCUUUGCCCAGCUUCCCGAGGCACCGCCUCACACUCCCCAGAUGCCAGAGGAGGAGGCAGCAGAUGGAUCAGGCUUCACCCCAGAGCCCCAGCCUAAGGCCUCUCAAAACCGCAAGAGGCCUUCAGCUACUGCACAUUCACCUCCACUUCAAAAACGGCUCCAGAGAGGGAAAGUUCCUCAGAAGGCAGCAUCCCUUAAGGAAGAAGAAGAAAAUCCAGCAGCGAGGCCGUGGAAGGAAGAGGGUGUAGUGAGUCCAGGUCCAGGCAAGAGAAAGAGAGAGCAGACAGAGGAGGAGUCUCAGGGAAGACCGAGCCGCAGCCUGCGACGGACCAAACCUAUCCAGGAGUCCACGGCCCCCAAAGUGCUCUUCACGGGCGUGGUGGAUGCUCGCGGAGAGAGGACAGUGCUGGCCCUGGGGGGCAGUCUGGCUAGCUCAGUGGCUGAGGCUUCUCACCUGGUGACUGAUCGGAUCCGCCGGACGGUCAAGUUCCUGUGUGCCCUGGGCCGGGGCAUCCCCAUCCUCUCCCUGGCCUGGCUGCAUGAGUCCCGCAAGGCAGGCUGCUUUUUGCCCCCGGACGAAUAUUUGGUGACUGAUCCUGAGCAGGAGAAGAACUUCGGCUUCAGCCUUCGGGAGGCCCUGAGCCGAGCUCGGGAGCGAAGGCUGCUGGAGGGCUAUGAGAUUCACGUGACCCCCGGAGUCCAGCCACCGCCACCUCAGAUGGGAGAAAUCAUCAACUGCUGUGGAGGCGCCAUCCUACCCAGUAUGCCCCGGUCCUACAAGCCUCAGAGGGUCGUGAUCACAUGUUCCCAGGACUUCCCUCGAUGUGCCAUUCCACAUCGGGUUGGGCUGCCCAUCCUCUCACCCGAGUUCCUGCUGACGGGAGUACUCAAGCAGGAAGUCAAGCCAGAGGCCUUUGCCUUCUCCACUGUGGAAAUGUCAUCCACCUGA